Saccoglossus kowalevskii is the source of this 1506-nucleotide messenger RNA. Its product is annotated as isoaspartyl peptidase/L-asparaginase-like. Gene Ontology annotation, molecular function: asparaginase activity. The record is from RefSeq and is a predicted model, not a curated record. Gene Ontology annotation, cellular component: cytoplasm. Lineage: Eukaryota; Metazoa; Hemichordata; Enteropneusta; Harrimaniidae.
UCUUAAAGCGUUUAUGUCUGUUUUGUGCAGAUUGUGAAGGAUCGCUUUCUCUGACUAUAUUAGGUACGUGGACACUGCAGCGUGGUUACUCUUCGUUGCGAACUCCGAGGUACAUUGUCAACGUUCUGUAGCAAUUAAUCAAUUCAGUAUGGGUUCUGGCGGCGAGUUCUCUGGAAAAUCGACCUUUGUACUCUGCACGCUCUGCUUUGCACUUGGUGCAGUAGUAGGCUAUAAAGCUUGUGCAGGGAGACGCAGGUAUCUUGAGUACAAACGAGACAAGUCGGCCGACCGCUACAUUCAUGCACAGGCCAAAUUGGACGCCCAGUAAGAACGACUACCACCAGACUGUAACGCACAUUUGCACUGUACUUCUCCUGUUGACUUCAUAGCGUAACAAAAAUGGACACGAAGUUACAGCCAGCCAUUGUUAUUCACGGUGGGGCAUGGGCAAUACCGGACAACUUUGCCGAAGCUAGCAAGCUUGGGGUACAGAUUGCAGCCAAAAUAGGGUACAAGAUUUUGCACAGUGGUGGAAGUGCUUUGGACGCGGUGGAAGCGGCUGUAUGCUCUUUAGAAGAUGACCCUGUGUUUGACGCAGGGCGUGGCUCUACUCUGAAUGAAAUUGGGGAGGUGGAGAUGGAUGCUGUUAUCAUGGAGGGGAGCGAGUUGAGGGCAGGAUCUGUCGCUGCUGUUCAAAACAUUCGUAAUCCUGUAAAGUUAGCAAGGCUUGUGAUGGAACGUACUGACCAUUGUGUCUUGGUCGGUAAAGGCGCCAAUAUGUUCGCAGAGGAGAUGGGAAUUGAAGAAGUUAGCGUUGACUCUUUGGUAACUGACUCUGCCAGACAUGAUUGGGAGCAUUAUAAGAAAUUUAAAGUCACUGUAAAUGAGUUUUUUUGUAGUCGUGGUGACCCUCAUGAUACUGUUGGAGCUGUCGCUGUUGAUUGCCAUGGCAAUGUAGCUUGUGCUACAUCAACUGGUGGAAUUACAGCAAAACGAGUUGGUAGAGUCGGCGAUAGUCCAAUUAUUGGAAGUGGAGCUUAUUGCGACAAUAACUAUGGUGCCGCUUCUGCCACUGGGCAUGGAGAAAACAUUAUGAAAGUAACAUUAUCAAGACAUGUGCUGUAUUUAAUUCAGCAGGGUUUGACUCCCCAGGCUGCUGCAGAUAAAUCAAUUGAGUACAUGUUUGAGAGAGUUAAGGGCACUGGUGGAGUGAUUGUUGUAGGCAACAAAGGUGAUAUUGGAUAUAAUUUCAAUACUAAGCGAAUGGCAUGGGCUUCACUGAAGUGUAACACCUUAAAAUAUGGGCUCAAUCCUGGGGAUGAGUUCGUCUCUGACUUUAAUCCAUAAGUUUGUGAUAGACUUAAAAUUGUAACAAAAAAUAAACAAACAUAAAUUUAGGUAUGAUAAUUGAAUCUUUGUUUUUGCGUCUUUGUAUGCCUAAUUUUUGGUCACUGUAUAAUAUUACUCAUCAAAUAUUGAGUAAUAAAAUAUGAUCAAUGCCUUGCU